ACAUUUGUGAUAUGCCUGUCUUUUUUUUUUCUCCUCUAGUUAAUGAAGAAGUUCCCCUGCAGACUGUGUGAACGCUCAUUCAGUUCAGCCAACAGCCUUCGUCGACAUGUCCGGAUAAUACAUGAGGGCGUCAAGAGAGUCUUCCGCUGCCCGCACUGCUCAGAGGGUAAGCGUACGUUCAGUAGUCGUCUAAUUUUAGAGAAGCACAUUCGGGUCAGACAUGGCAUCAGGGCUCGACAAACAACAGACAGACCGAAUGCUCCAAACACCAGAAAGCGUUCACUUCCGGGCGAGGGGACAGGCAGCUCGUCAGAGCUCGACAACGAGGGCGGAGCUCCACCAGUAGGGGGUGGCACCGAUACCGAUGACGUCGCAGGAGAAGACGCCUCGGGUCCGGCCAAAAGAACUCGAGUGUCUGAGAACCGGCCGCCCGAGCAGGAAGAAGACGAUGGCACGUUCCGCUGCACACCCUGCGGCUUCACCUCACAGGAUUGGGAAGAGUUCCAGCGCCACAUUCCCAUCCACUGUGAUGCGGAGAACGCGCCGAAGCAGUGCCUGCAGUGUGGCGCCUGCUUUGCCUCGGCCGGCUCGCUCAGUCGACACAAAUUCAUUACGCACCGUUUACGCCAAGGUCAGCAUGACAAUCGGGCUGGAAACGCAUCACCUGGCGCUUCGCCACAGGACGGCUCGCCAUCUUCACCUAAAGCGGGCGAGGAGGGGGAGGGAGGGGUCAGCUGCAGGGUGUGCGGCCGGCGCUUCGACAAGACCUCGGACCUUAACACGCACUUCCGCACGCAUGGCAUGGCCUUCAUCACGGCACACAGGACCGACAAGCCCUUGUAGAACGAGCGAGAUGGGACAAGACAAGGAAAAGCCCUUGCAAAAUGGGUCACGGCUUUGGACCAUCCAAGACGAGUUUAAGAUUGAUACUUAUAAUUUGGAAAAUUUCACCUGUCGUUAUGAUUGUAACGUGAUCUGUCUUCCGAAACAAAGAUAUUAAAGUUAUUUCCCCCUUUCCUCCCUGUUUGUAACAUCCUCAGCCUUUUAAAUGCAUUUACACAAGGUCAAAUUGUAUCUGCUCGAAAACUACUUUACAUCGAGCAGCUGGGCGUCUGCUGGGUUUUGCGUCAACCUACAAAAAGCAUUCAAGCAAAAAGGGUGCUAGUGAAGGUUUUGUUUUGUUUUUUUAAAUAAAGGAAAACACUGACUUUUAAAUGUAACGAUAUUGUACAGACAUUGUAGUACUGAUAUUUAUUUAUAUUGACGCAUUCAUCGGUCUUUUGAUAAUCGUUGAAAUUUAAGUGAGGUUAAAAUUGUUCAUUUUGUGCAAGGAGAUACACAGCAGACGUAUAUGAGGUCAAAGAUAGAUUGUAGUUUAAAUAGUCAAAAAAAAGGUCAAUAUAAGUAAACAUGGAUACAUUUCAUUCAUAGAUAAACUUGAGCACAUUUUAUGUGUAUAAAUGCAGUACAUUGGUUUGAUAUGGUUGUUGAAUUUGGAAAUGUGAAUAAGUUCAGUCCUUGUAUUUUUUUUUCUCCUUAGCUGAAAGUCAAUAUUGAAAUACUGCUAGUGAAUGUUUGCGUUCGGAGCCUGGUGUAAUUUUUAUGAUUUUUGUUUGAAGGAUUGCUUGUGUGUGUUUUAUGACGAAUUAUGUACAAAUAUGAAUGUCGUUUGUUUUGUUUUUUUCAUUGAUGAGUCUUUUCUAUCAGAAAGUUCUGUGCUUGUCGAAAACCACAUUUCUUAUAAAUAAUAUUGUGAUCGUGUGAAUCAUCUGUGUGAAUGUGACUUUCUAUCCCUCCAGUAAUAUAUGUAUAUGUCCCAUAUAUAGACAGUCUAUAGACAGCCAUCUUAUUCUGUGAUGACCUGCCUGUUUCACUGCCGUACAUCUGUGUCAGUUCUCUUGCCCUUCUUUCAAAUAAAACAGUAAAUUGGUAU
This is a messenger RNA of Sinocyclocheilus grahami, 1933 nucleotides long. Its product is annotated as zinc finger protein 687-like. Lineage: Eukaryota; Metazoa; Chordata; Actinopteri; Cypriniformes; Cyprinidae. The record is from RefSeq and is a predicted model, not a curated record. Bases 43 to 843 code for a protein of 266 amino acids. The transcript is spliced from 3 exons.